AUGAAGCUAUUUGCACGUCCUAAAUGCUUUUCCGAGAUUAUAGCACCGGUGACAACUGUCAACUGUAUAGUGGGACUUCGCGCUUUCGAAUAUCCUCGUGGUAAUCCGAGACCUAUACUCAGUCUGAUUUAUCUCGCGUUUAUUUACAUCACAUUUUGUUGUGGCAUAUUCAUACACCAAAAAAACUAUCCGGACUUUAGACUGAUGAAACUGGAAUAUGUUGUAUACAAAUUAACGACGUACAUCGUUCUAGUAUCUGUGAUAGUGAAAAUGUUACUAGGUUGGUGGCACACAAAGAAAUUUAAAGUUUGUCUCAAAAAGAUCUUUGAGAUCGAUGAAACGUUGCAACAGCUGGGACUGACGGUGAAUUAUGACAGAUUAUACUUCGUUAUGAUUGGAAUCAUAACUGUUUUGAUAACGUUUGUUUUGGUUAUAUGGAUAUGGACUAUGUUCAUUCACUUGCACACAAGCACGGAUGUAUUUACUUCAAUUUAUCUGCUACUCAUAAAGACGUAUUCGUUCAUCGUCAACUCUAUUAAUAUAUUCGAAUUCUUCAUAUUUGCAAAAUGCUCACAAAUAAAAUUUAAAUUGGUCAACCAACUUUUGCGCGAGAGCUUAACAGAUUUAUCCAAGGAAGAUAAGAAAUUAGGCAUUUUUGACAUGAAGGAUUAUGAGAGGAUCAUAGAUGUCGAGCAACAAAAGCAAGUUUUUUCCACAAAGAUGAUAUUCCGAAGGCGUCAGCGGGUGCAGACCGGAAUUAAUUUUUCUAUAUCGAAGAAGCGAGAUCCGGUCGUAUUUCAAACUGAAUCUCACUUUCCAUCUCAUGUCACAAAUCAUUUUCAAAGCGUACUCCAGAAUCCACCUCGAAGACACAAUACCACAAUAACAAAAUGUGAAAAACCUAAACAUCUUUUACAAGUAAUCAGACAGGUACACCUGAAAGUGUGUAAAGUAACGAAAAUAGUAUCCACUAUCCUUGGAGUACAAGUAGCUUGGGACAUAGGAGUGAUUAUGAUGGCUCUUAUCGUAUCUUUUUAUCAUUUGUAUAUUCGAUACAUUAUGAGCAAACACGAUAUAAAAUAUUUGACAGAACAGACGUUUGUGACGUUGUCAUUGUGUUCUUUUCACGUUAUGAAAAUCUUUACUCUGAAUCGCGUUUGCAAGAAUGCAGCUGAUGAGGGAAACAGAACCGCUGAAAUCAUUCAUUCGAUUUAUGGUUGCAAUACAGAUAUUGAUAUAAAGGAAGAAAUUCAACAGUUUGGCCUUCAAGUUUUGCAAAGCCCAGUGACAUUUUCUGCGUUUAGUCUUACUCUGGACAAUCGUGUCUUAAGCAUGAUUUUGAUGAUCCUGACGACCUACAUGGUUUUCGUGAUACAGAUGGGCAAUGAAUUGGAAUCGAAUAAUGCUAUACCUCAUGCACAAGUUUAA
Vollenhovia emeryi is the source of this 1428-nucleotide messenger RNA. RefSeq lists its product as uncharacterized. Bases 1 to 1428 code for a protein of 475 amino acids. The transcript is spliced from 7 exons. Gene Ontology annotation, cellular component: membrane; neuronal cell body; dendrite. The record is from RefSeq and is a predicted model, not a curated record. Gene Ontology annotation, biological process: sensory perception of taste. NCBI's taxonomy places the organism in Eukaryota, Metazoa, Arthropoda, Insecta, Hymenoptera, Formicidae.